UUUUAUUAGUAUUCAUAAUGUCCUUUAAGCAUGAUGCUACUUCAAAGCUAAUUGAAUACUGGUUAGCGAGUCUGAAUGACAUGGCACCCAUCAACAUUUCAUUUCUAACUGAACCUGUAUCCAAGGCUGUUAGUAGCCGCGUACGCUCCUUGGAAGAUGUCUAUAGUUCAUUUGGAAUCUAUCGUUUUCUUAUUCGUAAAGGUGUAUAUCCCACAUUGUUAUUUACCAGUGCCAGUAGUGGUCUAGGCUAUGGCCUUGUACGUGCCUAUAACAAACAGACAAAACUUGCCUUGAAUUUACUAGGUGUCCUGUAUCCAACCUAUCAAUGUUGGAAACUUAUCAAAAGUAAUCGAAAAGAUCACAAUGACCAACUAGAAUCUUGGUUGACAUAUUGGCUCAUCUAUGGCUCGUUUCAAGUGCUGGAUCACUGGAUCGAAUCAGAUCUCUUCUUGUUCUCUAGGAAGAAAUACAACUUGUACAAACUAUUAAUAUUGUAUUGGGCUCAGAAUCCACAUUCACAAGGAUCUACUUUACUCUAUAGACAUGUUAUUCAAAAACCAUUGAAAGAACAGGCUGUCCAGUCACCAAAAGAAUCAAGCUAUCAAUAUCUUGAUGGAUUUCAACCUCCAAGCUUAUUACAGCAGCAACAUGUCAGUAAUAGUAGCAGUGAUGAUGAUUCUAUAGACUCAAAUCAUGCCAUGGUUCAUGUAUCUUCAAAUGAAAAAUCUUUUCCCCCUCUUUUAAUGAGCACAAGCACAGAAGCAGCUUGGUAGAAACAUACAUCUAUUUAAAUAUACUUUAUACAAUC
Gilbertella persicaria is the source of this 808-nucleotide messenger RNA. RefSeq names its product TB2/DP1, HVA22 family-domain-containing protein. The coding region runs from base 18 to 773 and encodes 251 amino acids. The record is from RefSeq and is a predicted model, not a curated record. The transcript has 4 exons. Lineage: Eukaryota; Fungi; Mucoromycota; Mucoromycetes; Mucorales; Choanephoraceae.